Molecule: messenger RNA, 4912 nt
Organism: Thalassophryne amazonica
Lineage: Eukaryota; Metazoa; Chordata; Actinopteri; Batrachoidiformes; Batrachoididae
Product: calmodulin-regulated spectrin-associated protein 3-like
Exons: 18
Coding region: 79-4773 (1564 amino acids)
Biological process (GO): negative regulation of microtubule depolymerization; cytoplasmic microtubule organization; neuron projection development
Cellular component (GO): microtubule minus-end
Molecular function (GO): microtubule minus-end binding; calmodulin binding; spectrin binding
Source: RefSeq, a predicted model, not a curated record
UUUUUCAUCACGUUUUUCUUACGCGGUGCUGCCUCCCCGGUGUCCGUCCCUGCGUCCUCCUCGCGGGUCAGUUCGGUCAUGGUGGACACGUCCGGCACCAUGAGGAAGACGUUCUCGGUCCCGGAGAUCCACCCGUUGGACCGGUACGACCAGAGCCGGGCCAAGCUGUGCGCCAGCGUGCGGUGGUUGCUGUCCAAAUCCUUCGGAUCUGCAGAGAACAUUCCGGUGGAGUUGCGAGAGCCGCUUUAUAAGGACCACUGCGAACAAGAGCACCUAAAACCUGUCAUGUCCAAGCUGCUUCUCUCCCCGGAGAUCUACUGUCGAACCCAUGCCCUGCUGGCUCAGGCGCACGGGGUCUCGCUGCCGGCAUCGCAGGGCUCGCCAGCCGACAACGCCGCCCUGCUGCAGUUCCUAACAAAGAAAGGAUUCACACCGAAGGUCCAGGAUGUAGACGUGACAGAGGAGGACCUCAGCCACGCCCCUAUAAAGACGAAAGCCCACCUCGCUUUGAUGGAUGCGCUGAUGUCACUGGCUGCUAAAGAGACGGUUGGCAGAGUGAAGAUGGCGGCGGAGGCGGAGCAAAUCGGUGUCGGCGCUCCGUGGGAGAACGCUCUGCUCUUCUGGGUCAACAGGCUGAACCAGACACUGAGAGAAAGCACAGAAGAAGACGAAGAACAUCCCAAGUCACAGACAUUACAGACCAACGCCUCCUCAAGAAACGCAUGCUAUCGCUUUUGUUUGAAGGAGUCGGGGAAUAAGCCACCAGUGAUCCGCUACAGGAAGGAUAAAGUGCAGUCUAAGCUGACUCCCACGUUCCCUCUGAUUUCUGCGGUCAAAGAUCUAUCUAAUGGCUGCGCAGUGGCUGCUGUGCUGCACUACUACUGCCCCGGCAUACUGCCUCUGGAGGAUGUGUGUUUAAAGGACACCAUGUCAGUGGCGGACAGGCUCUACAACCUGCAGCUGAUCAGGGAGUUUUGUGAGAGCAGUUUGCAGAGCUGCUGCCCCCUAGCUGUGGAAGACCUGCUGUACACGCCGCCGGUUUUACAUCUGAACAUCAUGAGCUUCAUCGCCGAGCUGCUCGACUGGUUUGAGGUUAAGAAGCCGGAUUUUGUUCAGCCCAUACAACCCGUUGACCUCACAGACAUCUCAGACUUACUGGAUUGUACAAGUCCUGUCAGUGGGAACAACAACAGUGGAUCUCCUUCCCUCAUCUUCAAACAGCCUUUUGUGCCAAUCUCCUCCCCGGUGUCACCUGAAAACAAACCUUGGACGAGGAAACAAAUCAGUCGUCCUCUGUCUGCAGUGACUUUCAGCAUCCCGUUUGGGCUGGACAGUGAUGUUGACAUCGUCAUGGGGAAUCCUAUAGAAUCUGUCUUUCCCCCAGUCAGUUCUGACGGUCUGUCCACCAGCAUCCCUUCAAUGACCUCGUCCGGGAUGACACAUGUCCCCUACAGCCCCCCUGAAGACCUCAGCCACCUGGUCAGUGCUUCCGCCCCAACACAACGGUCUUCUUGGGGCCCUUACAUUCAUACAACACCGCUGGGAGAGCUCCCGACAAUAGAGGAGGCGCUGCAGGUGGGUCAUAGUCCGGGUGGCAGGGACCAGAGGAAGGUAAAGACAGAAGAGAAAAGUCUGAGAGGACUGCUUGGAGGAAGACCAGCGGCCAGGUUACGUCCAGAGGGAGCACCUGCCGGAUUCUUCCUUCACUCCCCUGAGGCGGACAAUCCCCAGCUCAGUAGCUCUGCUCCCAGUCGCUCUGGAACCCUUUACCGGCCUGUGGGAGGAGAAGUGGGAGAGAUGGAAUGGCAAGGAAGAGGUGACAGGAAGGAGAGAACGGGACGCACCUUAGACAUGUCACGAGAUGAUGACUCGGUGCUACGAGAUGGCAGCGUGGACUCCUCUGACGCGUCGGAUGAAGGCCCUAAAAAUGCCCCUGGUAAUCUUCGACCCAGUACUGGUGGUCAGGGUAACCACAGCACCAGCAGCAGUCCACGCAUGACAAGCUUUGCUGAGCGACGGGACAACAGGAGGAAGCAUCCCGCUGCUCCUGGAGAAGAAUCGAUCUCCACUCCGAUCUCAGCAACCCCAGGAACUCCACAUACGCCCUCCACCCCAGUGGGAGUACCGGGCCAAAGACCAUGUCCCAGAGGUCCUGAACCCAGCUCUGAGGCCUGGGAGCUGGGGGCUCGUCUGGAGGAGAAACGCAAAAGCAUUGAAGCCCAAAAAAGACGUAUUGAAGCCAUUUUUGCCAAGCACAGGCAGAAGCUUGGGAAAACUGCUUUUCUUCAGCUGAAAAGAGAACAAGGAGAGGGAGAAGGAGGGGGAGCAGGGGAGGAGAACCUCAGCCUGGAUGAGCGGCUCACUCGUAUGGAGGAGCAGCUGAAACAUGACGAAGAGAAGGACCAACAAGAAAGAAUUGACGAGAAGGAGAAAGAGGAGCCUCAAGACAGAAAUGGCUCCAAUCCUCCCCGGUUAGAGAAACAGGUCACAUUCUCGAUUGAAAGUAAGAAAGGAGCAGAGAAGGAGAAAGGAGGUGAAGCUGUCAUACUGGAGUACAACGAAGUGGUGCAGAAACUGAGUGAAGCUCUGCAGUCAUUACAGAAAGACAUGCAGAAACUAACUGAGCAGCAACAGCAGCUCAUGACCAACCAAAGACCCAAAAAUACACCCAAACCCAGUGCAAAAUCAACACCAAGAAGUAACCCCAAAACCCCACCUCACACCCCAACAAAGACACCACCGCGGACUCCAACCAGGAAUCCUACCGUGAGCACCAGCAAAGCUUGGAUGAUUCCUACUGGUCCCAAUCCUCCGGCUGGCUCCUCCCCAUCGCAGCGUUCUCACAUAAUCUCCUCGUCCAACUUCCCCAGAAAUGUGAUCUCUUCCUCGUGCCCCAACCCUAUGACUAAGAUCCACUCCUCUUCCACUCUCCGCAGUCCCAAGCACUACCCACGAAACCAUCAGCAACCUCAACCACGGCCUUCUGAACUCAAGUUUCCCCCACUUAAUCGGGUCUUAACACCGACCCAGAAUGUAGACACCCUUCCCCACCUGCGGCGCGUGUCCCCUAGUAAAUGUCAAGUUCAGACGACGUCUUCCUUCCGCAUUGGUGGGCCACAAACUCCUCAGGAAUCUCCUCAGCCUGUGCAGCAGCCACAGGCCGAUGAGAGUGUCUCAGAAGGAGGCUCGAGUGAGACUCCCACCCAGUUUAGCCUGGAGCUCGAUCACGAAGAUGGUGCAACAGCAAGCGUGGUGGACCUCUCGCUGGAAGAAAGACGAGAACAUUCUACAGCUGCUGGUGGAAGCAGUUCAAGUGCUCCUUCCGAGUGCUCAUUUGAGAGUGAGAAUUUAUCACUUUCUGCUGCAUACAGCGCAGGAACUGAGGGAAGGAGGGACGGAGGAGCAGGAAAGUGCUGUAGCCCCAUUGAAAUGGCACUAUCAUCUCUGGGAGGGCCAGAGAGAGGCAGUGAUGAACCAACUGACGAGGGUCAGGAGUUUUCCUCCGACUCUAUGAGUGACCACACAGAGUCUGCUGUGGAACCUACUAGAAGAUCCACAGAGUGGCUCACUGCAGGAGGAGGGAACGUCCCAGUGCAACAAUGUAAAACCAAAGCAGAAGAGAUGAGAGCGACAGAAGCUUUGGAACCAAGUGAAGAACAGAAUGGCCUUGGAGGAAAGGGGGGGAUAGGAUUCUUCUUCAAGGAGGAGGUGCAUUGCGAGGAGGAGAUGGCCCAGCGGAGAGCACUCCUCUUGGAGCGGCAGCAGAAGAGAACUGAGGAGCUAAAGAGGAGGAAACAAUGGCACGAGCAGGAAAACAGACCAGCGUCUUCAGACAAGAAUGCCGGCUCUCCUUCCCGUUCUCCACCCACCGGCACCACCUCCCCGUCCCUGACUCCUCCAGUGACACCAGCUCGCCGAACAGAUUUCACACGAGUGGAGUACGCCAGGAGGCAACAACUCAGGAUCAUGGAGGACCUGGAGAAGGUGAUCCGGCAGAAAUCAGCCCAUCAGGGACGAGCUUCCGUUAAGAAAACACGCUCCCGACCUCGCAGCAUGACAAGGGAGGCGUCACAGCUGUCGCAGAGUCCAGCCAAACAAACCGCAGGUCCCAAAUUGAACAAAGUCUACUCGAACUCCUCCCUCAACUUGACAGCCACGCAUGAGCUAGAAAACAGCACAGGAAACCAAACAAAGAAGCCCAACAGCAGCCGGUCUCAGUCACCUUUAGUAUGUGAGCCCACAAGCGGAUUGACCAAUCAGAAUGGAGAUAAGGACUGGGAGACGAGCACAUCCGCUCCAGAAUACACAGGUCCAAAGUUAUUCAAAGAACCAAGCUUCAAGUCCAACAAGUUCAUCAUUCAUAACGCUCUGUCUCGCUGCUGCCUGGCUGGGAAAGUCAACGAAACCCAAAAGAACAAGAUCGUUGAGGAGAUGGAGAAGAGUCCUGCCAACCACUUCCUCAUACUCUUCCGUGAUUCCAGCUGCCAGUUCCGUGGCGUUUACACCAUGAACACCGACACCAAGGAGCUCGUACGAUUGGCUGGUGUGGGGCCACGGACAAUUAGCUCCGGCCAGGUGGAGUCCAUCUACAAGUACAGUUCAGACAGGAAGCAGUUUAGUACCAUACCUUCUAAAACGGUGGGCAUGAGCGUGGACGCCUUCACCAUUCCUAGUCACCUCUGGCAAGGAGGUGCAGCAGGAGGAGGCGGCAGCAGUGGCGGUGGUGGGAGCAGGAGAGCGAAGGUCACAAAAAAGGCAAUUGUUUCUAAAUGAGGAAAAUGUAACUGUAAUCACAAAGUAAUUAUGUUGACAAUUAGAUCCAGGUUUAAUAAAAAUAAUGUGUUCGGAUAAACGUUAGCAUGUGUGCACACAAAGUUGUUGGAUUUUCCUCAAAAUACUUCAUAUUUGAAAA